Messenger RNA from Esox lucius (northern pike), 1561 nucleotides. RefSeq names its product coenzyme Q5, methyltransferase (gene coq5). Gene Ontology annotation, molecular function: methyltransferase activity. Gene Ontology annotation, biological process: ubiquinone biosynthetic process. The record is from RefSeq and is a predicted model, not a curated record. Bases 15 to 1025 code for a protein of 336 amino acids. NCBI's taxonomy places the organism in Eukaryota, Metazoa, Chordata, Actinopteri, Esociformes, Esocidae. The transcript is spliced from 6 exons.
CGUCCAGUUGACAUAUGAAAUUCAGAUUCAAUAUGGCGGCCUCCAUUAGGUUUCUUGUUCGGAGAAUGGUUCGUGACUAUUCUCGAAACAUAAACUGUAGCGUGUCUUGUCAAAUAGUCAGAUCAAGUUGCCCUUUAAAUCUAUCAGCGUGCCGUUGUUUCAGCGACAAUGCAGAGAACAAAACUACUCAUUUUGGCUUCGAGACCGUUCCUGAAGGAGAAAAGACAGAGAGAGUGUACAAGGUGUUUGAGAGUGUGGCUCAGAAGUAUGACCUGAUGAAUGAUGCUAUGAGUCUUGGGGUCCACCGACUCUGGAAGGAUAUGCUUCUCCAUGUUAUGAACCCACAGCCGGGCAUGCGACUACUGGAUGUAGCUGGAGGAACUGGUGACAUUUCGUUCAGGUUCCUGGACUAUGUGAGGUCACAGGAGGAGCGUGUUGCGCGGCGAGUGGCCCAAGCCAACCAGACGCCCUCGUGGCAGGAGAUCUCUACCAGCUAUGCAGCCCCCGGUCAGGAGGAGGUGGAACCCCGUCGGUCCAGAGCCAUAGUCUGCGACAUCAACAAGGAGAUGCUCAAAGUGGGCCAGCAGAAAGCAGACCGCAUGGGCCUCACUAGUGGCCUGUCGUGGGUUGUAGGUAAUGCUGAGGAGCUGCCCUUCGAUGAUGACCAAUUUGAUGUCUACACCGUUGCUUUCGGCAUCCGUAACGUCACACACAUAGACUUGGCCCUACAGGAGGCUUUCCGGGUGCUGAAGCCAGGAGGAAGGUUCAUUUGUCUGGAGUUCAGUAAGGUGGCCAACCCACUCUUGUCCCAGCUCUACAAUGCCUACAGUUUCCAGGUGAUUCCAGUUCUGGGGGAGGUGAUCGCUGGUGACUGGAAGUCCUAUCAGUACCUAGUGGAGAGCAUCAGGAAAUUCCCAGACCAGGAGACUUUCAAAGGAAUGAUUGAGGACGCAGGAUUUUUUUCAGUCCGCUAUCACAACCUCACAGGGGGAGUGGUGGCCAUCCACUCUGGAUUUAAACUGUGAGAAGAAACAUUGUUGGUCUAGAAUCAGCAACCUAAUCUCCAUAAAAUGUAAUUCCUAAGGAUCUUAAUGGCCGAUCCUGGACCUUUCAUGAGUACAGCCCUGGAUUUUAUUGCAUUGAGAAUGCUUAACUCUGACCAGCUUAAGGCAAGGCCCAGUGUCAGACAGUAUGUCUUGGGUAUUUCUGACUGGGGUUUUAAACCUAAGAAUGUCCCACCACAAACAAUGGGGAAAUAACAUGAAUUGUACUUUGGAAAGAAACAAAAAUGGACACUGCAAUAUUUCAAUUUCUUUUUCUGGUGAUUUUAGAAAAAUUUAUUAAUUCCUAAUUCAUCCUGCUUUGUAUAUACCGCGCCCCUUUUGACCCUUUGGUGUACUAUAUAGGGAACAAGGUGCCAUUUAGGAUCCAGUGAUCAACCAAUGGUAAGGAGCUCUUAGCAAAAGGAUGCACAACCCAGAGAUGGAAAUCUGUUUUGCUAUGUCAAGCCGAAUGUGUCUAGUUGGUUUUACAAAUAAAGGCCUCCUUUGUGCUUUAACCA